Molecule: messenger RNA, 1845 nt
Organism: Oldenlandia corymbosa var. corymbosa
Lineage: Eukaryota; Viridiplantae; Streptophyta; Magnoliopsida; Gentianales; Rubiaceae
Source: the annotation of a GenBank genome assembly
AUGUCUAGUUUAACUCUUCAAUCAUCAUCAUCUUCCUCAUCAUCCACUCAAACAACAGCAAAAAGCUUAUGGCCCUUCACUUUUCUCAUUGCACUGGCAUUAUCCGCAGCUGUUAUCUAUCAGCUCGACUCCUUCGAUUUCGCCGUGCCGACUCUGAAAGGUAACACCACAGUCGCAGUACCGGAAAUAAACAUCCACAUCCUUAAAGGAUGGGAAAAAGUUGGACUUGGUAGAUUGUGGGCACCCGAAGACAUAGCUUAUGACCCAAAUGCCAGAGUGAUAUAUACCGGUUGUGGGGAUGGGUGGAUAAAACGGGUCACGGUGAAUGAUUCAGCCGCUGACUCGGUGGUUGAGGAUUGGGUUAAUACCGGCGGCCGUCCUCUAGGAAUUGUACGCGGACUUGAGGGAGAAGUUAUCGUUGCUGAUGCUGAUAAGGGAUUGUUGAAAGUGAGUUCAGACAGGGGAAUCCAAUUAUUAACAGAUGAAGCAGAGGGUCUAAAAUUUGGACUAACAGAUGGUGUAGAUAUUGCUGAGAAUGGGGUGAUUUAUUUCACUGAUGCUUCUUACAAGUACAGUUUCAGGGAAUUCACUUUGGAUCUUCUUGAGGGUAAACCUCAUGGAAGAUUCAUGAGUUAUGAUCCAGCCACUAAGAAAACUAAAGUGCUUGCCCGAGACCUUUACUUUGCUAAUGGAGUGUCUGUCUCCCCUGAUCAACAAUUUGUCAUCUUCUGUGAAACCCCUUUAUUCAUUUGUAAGAGAUACUACAUAAAUGGCGAGAAAAAUGGAUCAGUGGAAAUAUUUAUCGAUAACAUCCCUGGAAUGCCUGAUAACAUUCGGUACGAUGGGGAGGGACAAUUCUGGAUUGCUUUAACCUCGGGAGUUACAUAUGUUCGGAGGCUGGCACAACGAUAUCCCUUCAUCCGGAAGAUUGCAGGGUUGAUGGAGAAGUAUGUAGGCCUCCCAAAUCAGGGGUACAGUGGAGGUGUAUUGGCUGCUGAUUUGGAAGGGAAACCUACUUUACAUUACUACGAUCAAGAUUUGUUCCUCACUUCAGGUGUUACUAAGAUUGGAGACCAUCUGUAUCUUGGUUCAAUAAAUAAACCUUACAUACUUCGUCUCAACAUCAAGGACAAAGAGAAUACAAUGAUGUAUGAUAGAUUAGGGUUUAUGUUGGUUGGUUGUUUGGAUGUUUUAGGUGUUGAUUUUGAGUUAUCAAUGGCACGUAAUGUAUCAUACAUGCUUAAUUUGUAUCAUACAAGUAAGUAUGUGAUAGAGAACGGUAGCAUCAACACUUUUUCGAAUAUACCGGAUGAUGGUUUGUUUGUCGAAGAAAGGUUGUCAUAUGAGGGAUUGAUUAGUAAGAUUUGUAUGACCCUUGGUUGGGAUCCAAGACACGUGAAACUCCACCUUUCUUUGAUUUUCGAUAGUCCCGGUGGUAGGCGUGUAGUGAAGAUCAAGAAUGAUUCGCAUGUAGAGUUCAUGAACCGUGUAGAUCCAAUGUCAUGUUUGGAUUUAUACAUAGAUUUGGAAGAUAUCACUCAAGAAGAAAGAGAAGCGAGUUUGGAAAACGUGUCAUUUGGUGAUUUUCGAAGGGGGGAACGUGCUAGUACUUCUCGAAACCGUGAUGAAGAGGAGACACCUUUAUUUGCACAAAAUGACUACCGGGAAGAGUUGGAUUCCGACUACAUAGCUCCAAGUGAAAGCGAAGAAGACGUGAUGUCUCCGGAGAGAGUGAUUUUGAAGAAAGUGAUGAUGAAAGGUUGGAAAAUGAGGAAAGGGAUUGUAAUCUAUUCGCCCGACGCCAUGUAUAUAGUAAGAUGGGGAACUGGGAUGCCUCAUGUGUAG